Molecule: messenger RNA, 1992 nt
Organism: Chondrus crispus (carragheen)
Lineage: Eukaryota; Rhodophyta; Florideophyceae; Gigartinales; Gigartinaceae
Product: Sec61 alpha subunit
Exons: 2
Coding region: 1-1419 (472 amino acids)
Biological process (GO): post-translational protein targeting to membrane, translocation; SRP-dependent cotranslational protein targeting to membrane, translocation
Cellular component (GO): membrane; Sec61 translocon complex
Molecular function (GO): transmembrane protein transporter activity; signal sequence receptor activity; ribosome binding
Source: RefSeq, a predicted model, not a curated record
AUGUGGAGAGCCAUCGUGCGACCCUUCGUCCCUUUCCUCCCGGAGAUUGAGAAUCCGACCAAGCGGACCGCGUUCAGGGAGAAGGUUAUGUGGACUGCCGUUACACUUUUCAUUUAUCUUGUGUGCUGCCAGAUCCCCCUUUAUGGAGUUAAGAACACCAAGUCCUCCGAUCCUCUGUACUUUGUGCGUGCUGUCUUGGCCGCUUCCAACCGCGGAACUCUUAUGGAGCUUGGAAUUUCGCCAAUUAUCACCUCGUCUAUGAUCAUGCAGUUCCUGGCUGGUACACGCAUUAUCCAGGUAGAUCAGGGUCUCAAAGAAGAUCGCGCUCUCUUCUCCGGUGCUGAGAAGCUCAUGGGCCUCAUCAUUUGCCUUGCUGAAGCUUCUAUGUAUGUGUUCUCGGGCAUGUAUGGAGACCUCUCGGUGCUCGGAACUGGUAAUGCCAUUCUUAUUAUCACUCAGCUCUUCGUCGCUGGUAUGAUUGUUCUUCUUCUUGAUGAGCUGCUCCAAAAGGGGUACGGUCUCGGUUCUGGUAUUUCCUUGUUCAUUGCCACCAACAUCUGCGAAACUAUUGUCUGGUCUUCUCUGUCGCCCACGACAAUCAACAUUGGCCGAGGUAAGGAAUUCGAAGGAGCAAUCAUUGCCUUCUUCCACCUUUUGAUUACUCGUGAAAGCAAGAUCCGCGCAUUCCGUGAAGCACUCUUCCGCCCCGAUCUGCCGAACAUUUCAAACUUGGUCGCCACAGUCCUUGUCUUUGCCAUCGUUAUCUACUUCCAAGGCUUCCGUGUUGACCUUCCGGUCAAAUCGAAUCGCAUCCGUGGAGCGCAAGGCUCUUACCCUAUCAAGCUGUUCUACACUUCGAACAUUCCCAUUAUUUUGCAGACUGCUCUUGUUUCCAACCUUUACUUCGUGUCUCAAAUCUUGUACCGUCGGUACCCGACCAAUCUGUUUGUUAACAUUAUGGGACGGUGGACCACAAUCCAGGACUCGGCCCAGAUGUUUCCGAUCGGUGGUUUAGCCUAUUACAUUUCGCGACCGCGCAAUAUCGCCGCCGUACUUGAAGACCCGCUUCGUGCCAUCAUAUACUUAGCAUUCAUUCUUUCCGCUUGUGGUCUUUUCAGCAAGUACUGGAUUGAGGUGUCAGGAUCUUCUGCUCGUGAUGUGGCGCGACAGCUGCGUGAUCAGCAGAUGACUCUCAAGGGUCAUCGUGAUACGUCUCUAGUCAAGGAACUGAACCGCUACAUCCCGACCGCUGCCGCUUUCGGAGGAAUUUGCAUUGGUAUGUUGACUAUCAUGGCUGAUUUUCUUGGUGCGAUCGGCUCAGGCACCGGAAUUCUGAUGGCUGUAACCAUCAUUUACCAGUACUUCGAGAUUUUUGCCAAAGAAGGGGCAAAUGACUCUGGCCUCAUGUUCUUCGGAUAAGAAUGGCCAGGGUUGACUGGAUGAGAAUGUGCUGUUUGGAUAUUUGCGCGCGUUAUCGCGAGGGUCGGCGCGGUACAUGGUAUAUUUUCCGUGAAGGAGGGGAAAUGGGUAAAUGACAGGCUUGUAGAUAAAGCAUCGCCUGGCUUAGCGAGAUGAGAAAGAAAGAGUUAACUUCGAUACUGACGGUUCAGCGAUGGAGAGACAAGGGGUUGUUUUUGUCCUUUCAUGCUGAAUGCUGUUUUGCCAUACAUUUCGUAAACGACUGUGAGAGCAGCUCAGCAAAAACUUUUCUGCCGUAUUGUGAUAUUCGCCGUUGAACAGUUGUUGAUCCCUCAUCAGACUCAAGAUUACCGACAUAGUGGAAACGGUGCGUUGAAGCAGAAUCUACAUAAGCUGAGGAGGUUACCAUCCUCCAGACCACUGGUGCCUUUUGAGCCGGAGAUUUGCUUAAAAAUUGUUGUGUACGCGGCUGACGACGAAGGGUCGCCACUGCCUCCGGUCUACAGGGUAGAGCCUUCGUAAUAAAUUGUAAUCAUUAGAGAAUAUAUCGAUCUGUAUUGUAUCAGAAAUGGA